GCCUCACUGUGGUGGUGAACGCAUUUGAUCCACUCGGGCUGCCGUAGAGACAGUUUGCCGUAACCUACCGAGGCUGUUCACGACUUCAGGAGACGCACCACAGCAGACAACCCCUCUCUCUGUCCCAGCUCCACCAUGGCCUCUGCCCUGAUCUCGGUCCCCACCACAGCCUCUCGCUUCGCCCUGCUGCAGGUCGACUCGGCUUCAGACUCCGACUCCGACACCGGGAAGUCCAAAUCGUCUCGAGAAACCGGGAAAUCCUCUCGACCAGGCAAAUCUGCCGGUGCCAAGGGCAAUCAAACCACUGACAAAAAGAAGGACAAGAAGAAACGGAAGAAGGAGCAGCAGCAAAGUGAAACCAAUGAGCUCAGAAACCUCGCCUUUAAGAAGCUGCCUCAAAAGUCUUCAGCAGCUCCGUCUGCCUUGACUCUGCAGGGUUUACCCAAUGACCUGCUUAAUUCCACUGACCGGACCUCUGCUCCCCAGGAAAAUUGGCAGGAGUGGAAACAAAGAGAUGAGCGGCUUACCAGCGAGUUGUACGAGGCGGACCUAGAAAAAGCAUUAAUGCUGAGCAAACUAGAAUUUGAACAACAAAAAAAGGAUACUGUGAGCACUGACACCGCAUCACCCAAAACUAAAGGAGGGGGAAAGAAAGACAAGAAGAAGAACCAGCAGGCGAAGGACAAACGCAUCACUGUGUCUCUAAAAGACUUUCAGCAGGAGGGAAACACUGGUGAAAAUGUGCAGAGUAAAAGGCCGGAGAGAGAGGAGCCAAAGCUUGCAAACACAGCGGCGCAUGAAAAGAAAUUUUUUAACCAGCUAGAGGACGACGUAAAUCGAAUCGUGCAGAGGGACAAGCGUCGAGAACAGUACAGCAGCAGCGCAGGUCAAGAGGUUAACACCUCCUCUGAACAAGAACAGGAUGUAAGAACUGAACAGUUAAAGUUUGAGCUGGAAAAGAAAGACCAGGAAAUAGAAAAACUGAAGAAGACCAUUUCUCAGUGGGAGGAGCGAUAUAAAGAAGUGAAGGCAAGAAAUGGCCAGUUACUCAAGAUGCUUCAACAAGGGGAGAUGAAAGACAAAGCAGAAAUCUUGCAGCAAGUAGAAGAACUUCUGAAUAUAAAAGAGGAGCUGACAAAACAGGUGACGGUAUUGCACGCGUCAUUAGAACAGGAGAGGUCAAAGGUGAAGGGGUUACAGUCAGAGCAACCAAAACAUCAAACCAACCGAAAGAGCAAGAAGGGACCAGAGGGAGAUUUAUGAAGAUCAGACAUGGGCGUGACUGAAUGGUUUUAUUCCUCCCACUUCUCCAGUACACCUCACUCGCUCUACUCGUCUCGUCUCGUCUCAUCCCAUAUCUCACACAUACAUACUUUUUUCUGUCCCUCAUGGCUGCAGUCUUAUUUGCUUUAUAUGGAUUAUUUGGGUAAAAGUUGCCUGUGUGUGCUGCUAGACUGAAAAAACAUAACAAUUAAAAUUCUUUUUUCGGAAAUAGGUUUCAGUAUUUCAAUAUGUGCUCUGCAUUUCUAUUGAUUGAUAUGCAGUGACUGGUGGAAAUGAUGUGAUUAACCAGGGUUGAGUUUCCCAGAAGCAUUACGAACUGCUGACAUUUACUUUGUACUAUUACGAAUGCUGUCACUGAGCAGGAUUUAUAGUGUUAUCACGAAAAACCUGGGACCUAAGUUCCAUCCUGAAUCACAAACAAGACUUAAAUCGGUAUAAAUGGGCAACUUCUACUAACACAGUUUCAAGUCUUGUCAUUUUGUUUGGAAUGGUCUGCCAGCUGCUGAUGAAAAACAUACCAGGGCAUUUCAUCCACAAAGCAAACCAUCUGCUUUACUCUGUACAUCACUAUGAGCAGAAGGGUGUACUUUUUGAAUUCUUUUUAAUAAAGACACCGAUCUACUUUUUCAAAGAAUAAUCAC
Clarias gariepinus (North African catfish) is the source of this 1925-nucleotide messenger RNA. RefSeq names its product G kinase anchoring protein 1 (gene gkap1). The transcript is spliced from 12 exons. Gene Ontology annotation, biological process: signal transduction. The record is from RefSeq and is a predicted model, not a curated record. Gene Ontology annotation, cellular component: Golgi apparatus. Bases 136 to 1263 code for a protein of 375 amino acids. NCBI's taxonomy places the organism in Eukaryota, Metazoa, Chordata, Actinopteri, Siluriformes, Clariidae.